AUGGCAGAGUUGGAUAGGCUGCCGGCGCAGGAAGAUAGAGCCCAAACCCCUCAGCCCGCUGUUGAUUCCCUGGAGACCCCUCAGGCUAGCGUCCAACCAGAGCAUGACAUGCCAGCAAACACGGAGGAAACGCAGGCCAAUUCUCCUCAGCCUUACAACAGUGGGUUCAGCAACGGGCAGCCCAGCCAUCCGACCUCCGUUGACUACGCCCAAUCUGCACCUGCUCUGUCGUCACACGAGGGCGACUUCCCCUCGAGGUUCAGCUCGCCGACGAUGUCAUACCAGCAGCUUCAACAAGCGCCGCAGUCAAGCUCCCGCCCGGGCUCGGGGCUAUCGAGUGGAGGUGAUCGAUAUGGUUAUGCACAAUCGCAGCCGGACCAGAAUUCUCGGCCACAAGCUGGGCCGCCGAGCAAAAACAGCGUGGUGAUCAAAGUCGGCAUGGUUGGAGACGCGCAAAUUGGGAAGACAAGUCUUAUGGUGAAAUACGUCGAGGGAAGCUGGGAUGAAGACUAUAUUCAAACACUUGGCGUGAAUUUCAUGGAGAAGACGAUUUCGAUUCGGAAUACGGAAAUCACAUUCUCAAUCUGGGAUCUUGGCGGGCAACGCGAAUUCGUCAACAUGCUUCCUUUGGUUUGCAACGAUGCGGUCGCCAUUUUGUUUAUGUUCGACUUGACUCGGAAAAGCACCCUUAAUUCGAUUAAAGAAUGGUAUCGCCAGGGCCGUGGGUUUAACAAGACCGCAAUUCCAUUACUAGUUGGCACAAAAUAUGACCAUUUCGUUAACUUUCCCCGGGAAGAUCAAGAAGAGAUUUCUAUUCAGGUUAGUUUAGAGCAUCAACUCCCAUGUCUCUACUUCAAAUCGUUGACGAAUGCAGGCCAAGCGCUUUGCCAAGGCGAUGAGGGCGAGUUUGAUAUUUAG
Messenger RNA from Uncinocarpus reesii 1704, 918 nucleotides. RefSeq names its product septum-promoting GTP-binding protein 1. The record is from RefSeq and is a predicted model, not a curated record. Gene Ontology annotation, molecular function: GTP binding; GTPase activity. Gene Ontology annotation, cellular component: spindle pole body. Bases 1 to 918 code for a protein of 305 amino acids. The transcript has 2 exons. Gene Ontology annotation, biological process: regulation of exit from mitosis. Lineage: Eukaryota; Fungi; Ascomycota; Eurotiomycetes; Onygenales; Onygenaceae.